Messenger RNA from Colletotrichum scovillei, 1577 nucleotides. RefSeq lists its product as uncharacterized. Lineage: Eukaryota; Fungi; Ascomycota; Sordariomycetes; Glomerellales; Glomerellaceae. The coding region runs from base 34 to 567 and encodes 177 amino acids. The transcript has a single exon. The record is from RefSeq and is a predicted model, not a curated record.
CUCGUACAAGAGCCGGAAUUCCCGAGCAGGCGCAUGUUCUGUGCAAGGGGCACGUGGGAAUACACCAACCGUUCUUCGCUUGAAAUAUGCAGCACGCCUUCGCAUCGUUGCACACGUGUGAUUCGAAAGGUAAUCAAUCUCCAGUCACCGUUCAUCGACCUCUCCAUCUCAGCCGUCCAAUGUGAAGCUAAGGACGGAUCUCCGCCCUCAACUGCUUCAACGUCAACUGUCCCUCGACGUUUGCAACCCGCCCGAACAGUAUACAGUGAUCAGAUGGCACUCAGUGACUGGCCUGGGCAUUCGGCUCUUGUUGAAGAUGGCAAGAAGCGGGAGCUGGCGCCUCCAGACAUUGCGGUAGUCGAUCGAGCCGACAACAGGCCUUCCGGUACAUACGUAGCGAUUCCCAUUUCGACGGAGCCCAGGGCAUCCCGGAGCAAACGAUCAUGGCUUCGACGAUAUUGGAUUUUUGUGCUCGCGAUGGCCAUCCUCAUCGUUGGUGGCAUCAUUGCUGGUGCCGUUGGGGGUAUCACUGCUUCUCAUCAGGCAGAACAGAGGGGUUCCGCCUGAGCUUGUGAUGAACAAGAGAAAUUUUUGACUCGAUGUCCAGAAAGACGAUCUAUGUAAGUCAUUCGAAUGAAUCGCUCAGCCUAUGGUGUCGUGUCUGGAAUGACAAAGUGACUGACAGUGUUGUUGGUGUCAAAGACAUGUAUUUCAUUCGAUACCCCGAACCCCAGCGAUUUUUUAACAGCAUCUUUCGAAGUGGCCUAUCAAUUCAGAGCCGCCUGCAUUUCGAUAAUUUAUUUGAAGCGGAUUGAUCUUCGGCUGCCGGACGAGCCCGACUGCCGGACGGAGAAACCCAGGCAUGAUGUGGAAGUGGCCCCGGAGAGACAGUUUGGUUGUCUAGUGUCUCACUAGGCACAGAGUACCUAGUCCUGAGUUGAUACGGCAAUGGUGACUGGGACGCUAUAGAGGACGAAAAGUAUCGAAGACGAUAAUGGGCUGCUCCGGACGAAAGGAGAUUGAGACAUCAUAGGAGGCAAUCUUGCUCCGGGAACUUGCAAGCUGUUCAUGACCCUACGGGCGAGGCAUCUCGCGACGAUUGGACGGGCCGGGACACUGCCCCGUGUCCGUCUCGGGAUCGCAUUGCUAGGAGAUGACCAGUCGACAUGUCGUUGCACAGACCCAGUAAACUCGGCACUAUGCCGAUGCAGGUCUAUGGCCGCCACAUACCCGAGGUAGCGCCAAUGAAACCCAAAUAGAGUCCAAGUGGUAUCCGUAGGCAGCAGAAGAACUGCUCCUGGGCGGCUCCUGAGCGGCUCUUCUGAUCAAUCCGCCAAUGUGAAGAGAAGUAAUACUAACGACCAAUCCCAAGUGAUGUAAAGGCAAUGUCAGCGUCAGUAGAUGGGUCUAUGUCAGUCUGGUGUCACAUGGGGUUUCAAGCCGGAUGGAUCCAUGGCUUCGGACGACCGGCGGACGAGAUAACAGAUCUCAAGAAUGGGAAUCAUCCUUGACGGGGUUGAGAUGACGGAUAGGAAUUGCAUCCGUGAUUGAUAAUUUUUGGACUAGAUUUACAGCAC